AUGUCCAACAGCAGCUCCAUGCCCCAGUUCCUCCUCCUGGCAUUCGCAGACAGGCGGGAGCUGCAGCUCCUGCACUUCUGGCUCUUCCUGGCCAUCUCCCUGGCUGCCCUCCUGGCCAAUGGCCUCAUCCUCAGCGCCAUAGCCUGUGACCACCACCUGCACACCCCCAUGGGCUUCUUCCUGCUCAACCUCUCCCUCACAGACCUGGGCUGCAUCUGCACCAUUGUCCCCAAAGCCAUGCACAAUUCCCUCUGGGACACCACAACCAUCUCCUACAUGGGAUGUGCUGCACAGGCCUUUUUCUUUCUGUUCUUCAUCUCAGCAGAGUUUUCCCUCCUCACCACCAUGUGCUACGACCGCUACGUUGCCAUCUGCAAACCCCUGCACUACGGGACCCUCCUGGGCAGCAGAGCUUGUGCCCACAUGGCAGCAGCUGCCUGGGCCACUGUGUUUCUCAAUGCUCUGCUGCACACAGCCAAUACAUUUUCCCUGCCCCUGUGCCAGGGCAAUGCCCUGGGCCAGUUCUUCUGUGAAAUCCCUGCCAUCCUCAAGCUCUCCUGCUCACACUCAGGCUACCUCAGGGAAAUCGGGCUCACUGUGAUUAGUGCCUGUUUAGUGUUUGGUUGUUUUGUUUUCAUUGUUUUCUCCUAUGUGCAGAUCUUCAGGGCUGUGCUGAGGAUCCCCUCUCAGCAGGGACGGCACAAAGCCUUUUCCACGUGCCUCCCUCACUUGGUCGUGGUCUCACUAUUUGUCAGCACUGGCUUGUUUACUUACUUGAAGCCCCCUUCAAUCUCCUCCCCAUCCUUUGAUCUGUUGGUGUCAGUUCUGUACUCAGUGGUACCUCCAGCAUUGAACCCCCUCAUCUACAGCCUGAGGAACCAGGAGCUCAAGGACACACUGAAGAAAAUGAUGACUGGAUGUUUUUCAGAAGCAAAAAUGUUUCUGUUUUCUGCUCCAUAACAUUCAGAAUGGAUGGCCCAGCCUUCCUUCUCAGGUUUCUUAUGGCAAUAAUUUGUGGGAGCUGUUCUCUUUUUUCUUGCAAUAAUUUUUUUCCACAAAAGAAAAUGUUUU
Messenger RNA from Pseudopipra pipra, 1071 nucleotides. RefSeq names its product olfactory receptor 14J1-like. Bases 1 to 960 code for a protein of 319 amino acids. Gene Ontology annotation, biological process: G protein-coupled receptor signaling pathway. The record is from RefSeq and is a predicted model, not a curated record. The transcript has a single exon. Gene Ontology annotation, cellular component: membrane. Gene Ontology annotation, molecular function: G protein-coupled receptor activity; olfactory receptor activity; odorant binding. NCBI's taxonomy places the organism in Eukaryota, Metazoa, Chordata, Aves, Passeriformes, Pipridae.